GAGCUGAUGGAUCUGAUCCGGAGGGAGGGGCAGAGGAUGACCGCCGCGCAGCCCUCGGAGACCACCGUGGGCAACAUGGUGCGGCGAGUGCUGAAGGUCAUUCGGGAGGAGUACGGCAGGCUUCAUGGACGCAACGAAGAGAGUGACCAGCAAGAAUCCCUGCACAAACUCCUGACUUCUGGAGGACUGAGCGAGGAUUUCAGCACCCCUUAUCCUCCCCUCAGAGCUAACGUUAUUGAAGCUAUUAAUGAGCUGCUAAUAGAGCUAGAGGGCACCACGGAUAACAUCGCCAUGCAGGCGCUGGAGCACAUCCACUCCAACGAGGUGAUCAUGACCAUCGGGUACUCGCGCACGGUGGAGGCCUUCCUGAAGGAGGCGGCGCGCAAGCGCAAGUUCCAGGUGAUGGUGGCAGAGUGCGCGCCCUUUUGCCAGGGCCAUGAGAUGGCUGUCCGGCUGUCUAAAGAGAACAUCGAAACGACUGUCAUGAGCGACGCAGCCAUUUUUGCUGUCAUGUCUCGAGUCAACAAGGUCAUCAUUGGUACAAAGACAAUCCUGGCCAACGGUGCCCUGAUUGCGGUGAGUGGGACUCACACUCUGGCACUGGCAGCUAAACACCAUUCCACUCCGCUCAUUGUGUGUGCCCCCAUGUUCAAGCUUUCACCACAGUUCCCUAAUGAAGAGGAUUCAUUCCACAAGUUUGUGUCACCACAGGAAGUGCUGCCGUUCACAGAAGGGGAGAUCCUGGCAAAGAUCAAUGUUCACUGCCCAGUGUUUGACUACGUCCCUCCAGAGCUCAUUACUCUCUUCAUUUCUAACAUUGGGGGUAACGCGCCCUCCUACAUCUACCGCCUCAUGAGUGAGCUCUACCAUCCAGAUGACUAUGAGCUCUAGUGCCGUGAAGCUUGUCACUCUCCAGACUUCUGGUUUUCUCUUGAGAAAGAUGCCAACAGCUAAUUAAAAUGUGCGUUGCAAAGACAGGUUCCUGUGGGGAAUCCCUGGGGAAUUUGCUCAGCAUUGUCUUUCCUCCCCAAAAGCCACAGAAGGCAGAGCUCUUGUUCAGGUAUUGAUCCCUGUGCUGUGUUACAAGCCACGUGGAGCUCCUAACCCACUUUGGUUUUGAAGCAGCAAGGCAUAUGUGUACCACUCUCGGGCAGCUAAGCUGUUCCUUCAAGGUGUGCUGCAAUAAAGGCUGUUUACAGUGGUCUCCCUGUUAAACA
Chaetura pelagica (chimney swift) is the source of this 1217-nucleotide messenger RNA. RefSeq names its product eukaryotic translation initiation factor 2B, subunit 2 beta, 39kDa (gene EIF2B2). Bases 7 to 891 code for a protein of 294 amino acids. The transcript has 7 exons. The record is from RefSeq and is a predicted model, not a curated record. Gene Ontology annotation, biological process: translational initiation. Gene Ontology annotation, cellular component: eukaryotic translation initiation factor 2B complex. Gene Ontology annotation, molecular function: guanyl-nucleotide exchange factor activity; translation initiation factor activity. NCBI's taxonomy places the organism in Eukaryota, Metazoa, Chordata, Aves, Apodiformes, Apodidae.